Messenger RNA from Hypomesus transpacificus, 1619 nucleotides. RefSeq names its product prostaglandin E2 receptor EP2 subtype-like. The coding region runs from base 272 to 1357 and encodes 361 amino acids. Gene Ontology annotation, cellular component: plasma membrane. The transcript has 2 exons. Lineage: Eukaryota; Metazoa; Chordata; Actinopteri; Osmeriformes; Osmeridae. Gene Ontology annotation, biological process: cellular response to prostaglandin E stimulus; positive regulation of cytosolic calcium ion concentration; inflammatory response. The record is from RefSeq and is a predicted model, not a curated record. Gene Ontology annotation, molecular function: prostaglandin E receptor activity.
UGCUGCAGUGUUGUAGCCUGCUGUACUUUGCGUAGUCAAAAUGCGUAAAAUAAAGAUUUCCACUGGGAGUCACUAUUAUCAUGCAGUUGCCUGUUGACCCUUCUUUUCUGUGUUUAGUUGGGUGACGAAAACAAUCUUCCGUUGACGAAAGGUUUACUAUCACAUCCUUGAAGCGUGGGUGGGGCAAUGUGAACACAUCUCCUACCAUAUGUGUUUGCAGUAACUGAAUGUUUCCUCGCUGUCAUUUGAAUAAGUCUACGCUGCUUGAGGAAUGGUCAUGGGGCCAGACGAUAAAAUAUGUUAUCACUCUUUCGCUGUAACACAACACGUGUUGUCCGGGAAUCCCACCACAUCCGCGGUUAUGUUUGCCACCGGAGUUAUAGGCAACUUGUUAGCUUUGGUGUUCUUGGCGAUGCGGUGUAAAAGGCAAAGUCUGUCUCUGUUCUACGUACUGGUAACAGCGCUUCUAAUGAAGGAUUUACUGGGGACCCUGUCAGUCAGUCCUCUCGUGUUGACUUCUUAUGCAACGAAUACGACCUUGAAGGGAAUGAAGAAUGGCGAACAACUGUGCACAUAUUUCGGAUUCAGUAUGACAUUUUUGAGCCUUGCUACUUUGGGCACGGUGUGCGCCAUGGCGCAGGAGCGAUACCUCGCCAUUGGUCAUCCCUACUUUCACGAGCGGCAUUUAAACAACCGCUGUGGCUACUUCACCAUUCCUGUUAUCUACCUCUGCUGCAUUAUUUUUUGCGUGACACCUUUCGUGGGAUUUGGAUCCUACGUACAGUAUUGUCCGGGGACGUGGUGCUUCCUUGACAUGAACCCAAAAGAUCUUAGGGGUAAAGUAUACGCUGGCCUUUAUGCCACUAUUACCCUCGUUAUGAUUUCGGGCACUGUACUUUGUAAUAUAAGUGUCAUUUACCACCUCGUUAAGAUGCGCCAGAGGCGCAGAGCGCGCGGGCAGGGAUCCAGACAGAAGCGGUUCUACCAGCGGUCGCUGUCUCUGACCGAGGAAGUUGAACAUCUGCUGCUUUUGAGUUUCAUCACUGUGGUUUUUUGCAUAUGCUCAUUCCCUUUAGUGCUCAGAGUGUAUUUCAACUUAACAACCAGAGCGGAGGAGAAACACUACGCCGAUCUAGCUGCUCUACGUAUGCUGUCAUUCAACUCCAUAAUCGAUCCUUGGGUCUUCAUCAUAUUCAAUCCUUCAGUGCUGCGGUUCUUCUGGAGGCAACUACGAAGACCCAGAGCCCUCCAGCCCUCCGAGAUAAAGGCUUGCCCCAUUCAGCCUAAGCUGGUCAACUCGAGCUCCUCAACCAUGGAGACAGCAAACAUGAACGCAGACCUGCGUCAUGACCCUUGAGCAGGAUUAUCAGUGGGGUCCUCUGGAGGGGCGUUGUUAGACCCUUUUUACUGGAGCACGUGCCCCUGUAUAAAUCUGCUGUUCCCCAGUAAAAUCAAAAGUUUGAGGUUUAACAAUUUACUUCAUUAGUCAGUGCAUUCAUUUAGAUUAAUAAUCCCAGAAAAAAUUAACGCAGUAGGCUACUGCUCAACGCUUGUAAAAUCAAAGCAGUUUAACCAAAAACACAAACCGAUACUUGCAGAAUUCCAUGUCACUGCGCUCU